AUGUCGCAGAAAGGUCAUCCCUCUCAUCCAGCCGUCGUGCACUUCCCCAUUACAUUCACGGCGAUCACUGGAGGAUUGGACGCGAUAUACUGGGCUUCGAAAAUCCCAGCCACUGCAGGCUUGGUGAACUCCGUGUUCAAGUCGUUCGACAGGAGCGUUCAGCCCAACGCGUUCCCUGUAUUGUCCUACUACAGCACCAUCCUCACGAUCCUCACCACUCUCCCGGCUGUGGUGACCGGUGUCAUCCAGCUCUCGCCAGUUAUCCAGCGCGAUGGGUUCCAAUCGAAGAAAGCAAAGGUUGGCGCGGUACAUGCGUUGAUCAACGAUGUAGCGCUCUUCGCUACCAUCUAUAACUGGUGGACUCGUAGCCAGCAGAUUGGCUUCACACCCAGCACCACAAAUGUGAUCGUCAGCUCAGCCCUGGCGCUGCCGCUGACCAUGUACUCGGCGUACUUGGGCGGAUCGCUCGUGUACGAGUACGGCAUGGGCUUCUCAAGGGGCAACCCCAAGAAGACGCAAUAG
Molecule: messenger RNA, 522 nt
Organism: Macroventuria anomochaeta
Lineage: Eukaryota; Fungi; Ascomycota; Dothideomycetes; Pleosporales; Didymellaceae
Exons: 3
Coding region: 1-522 (173 amino acids)
Source: RefSeq, a predicted model, not a curated record